AUGAGAAUAUGUCUUGUUCUCCUUUCUGGGCUGCCAGGGGCUGGAAAAACGACAUUGAGCCUGGCGAUACAGCGGCUCUCGGAGCAGGUGACGACUGAGGGGGAACGUUCGAAUUCUCGUCACGGUGGGGUGGUUGAGGCGGUCUUGGAGUUGGACACAUUUAUUUCCUCCUAUGAGGAGAGGGAUGGGACACAAAGAAAUGGGUCUAAUUUUAGCCCCGAAGCAUGGAGAAGGGCGUGCGAUGAGGUGCGUGAGGCGACAUUCCAACGGAUACGCCAAUGCCUGCUAAACCCGGAGAAGAAAAGGGGAAGGAAUAUGUCGUCCACAACGACACGAUUUGUUUUUUUGGUAGACACAUUACCGUACCGAAGUAUGAGGGCUUCCUAUUGGAAACUUUGCAGGGACUUGGGCAAGGAGCAGUUUCAACACAAAUUGGAAAGGGAUGGAGUAAUGAACAAAUGCGACGGCCGCGUCCCUUUCGAUGCUGUUUUUGUAAAUAUGGUGGAGAUUCGACUUAAUACACCGAUUGAGAUUUGUCUCGAGCGCAAUGAACGCCGUACUGAAACUCCACAAUAUGUUCCCCCUCAUGUCAUAAAAAAUAUGGGUGGUUCUUUUGACGUUGGGGUUGACACUUCUGCCAAGUUUAGUGCGGACGAUAAUUGUUGGGUGGUGUCGCCUCGUCAGGCCAGCACUCCAUGGCCGGUGAUAUGGCUUGAGGAAGUGAAGACAAACUGCUGCUUGCCUCCGGCGGCGUUGGCCCAGAAGCUUUUAGAACGACUUCAUUCACCGGAGGUGAUGGGAGAAUUGGAGAAACAAAGCGCAAGUUUCUUUGAAGCUGAGGUGAAGCGGCGAGAAAGGGAGAGAUGCGAUCAUGACCAGCCGCAAGAGGGAGAUGCAGCGAAGGCUUCCCGCAGUGAUUGGCUUCACCAGGUAGAUCUGCGUUUGCGUGCGGUUGUGCAGCAAUAUAUGAAGGAAUUUAAAAAGUCCGGUAAGUUGCUACCAGGCACUGGCGCACUCGUAAGCAAGUGCAGAGAAGAGCAAUAUGCCCAGGUGAAGGCGAUGCUUGCGUGUCGACAAGACGAUGAGGCUUUUGACGCGCGUAAAGAGACGCUCCUGCACGACCUCCUUCUUGAAUUUGAAAGGAAACUUCUUGCGUUGUGA
Messenger RNA from Trypanosoma cruzi, 1161 nucleotides. RefSeq lists its product as uncharacterized. NCBI's taxonomy places the organism in Eukaryota, Euglenozoa, Kinetoplastea, Trypanosomatida, Trypanosomatidae. The coding region runs from base 1 to 1161 and encodes 386 amino acids. Gene Ontology annotation, molecular function: tRNA binding; kinase activity. The transcript has a single exon. The record is from RefSeq and is a predicted model, not a curated record.